Molecule: messenger RNA, 621 nt
Organism: Ixodes scapularis (black-legged tick)
Lineage: Eukaryota; Metazoa; Arthropoda; Arachnida; Ixodida; Ixodidae
Exons: 1
Coding region: 1-621 (206 amino acids)
Source: RefSeq, a predicted model, not a curated record
AUGCCACUCCUGUUUGUAAUCAAACAGAUGCUGCUAAUAUGCACCGCGUGUCCGCCUCACGGCCCGUCGUCGGCUACUCUCGCCUUGGGAUCCGGAUUCGUCCAGCAAGAAACCUUCGUCCCGCCCGUCAACCACAGCAUCGCAGGCCUGCUGCACAAUCAUCGCGCAGCAACCAUGGAACAGUGCCGGAGCAGUACAAGAGCGGAUCCCGCGGCGGCAAUCUUCACUGGGCACGGCAACUUCGGAACCGACAAGUCAUCUAACAUGCCACUCCUGUUUGUAAUCCAACAGGUUAGUGAUGGAAAUUGCGUUAACUUUAGAAGUGACAACCGAUUUAUUAUUGUUCUGCCGUGCCCACAAGUGUUCUUUGAUUGUGCCAUGAAUUGUCGGGAUAAUCUGCUGUUACUUCUUUCUGUUGACGUCGAACGAAACCCGGGCCCAGAGACGAGACUAGAAACGAUGAUUUCCCAAGUGCUCGAAAACCAAAAACAGCUGAAAAGUGAACUUAAGGAAGUAAAGGAAAACCAGAUAGCGUCCCAGCAAAGACAAAACGCAAUGGCCGAUAAAAUCACCCACCUUGAGACAGCCCUUGACGUCCUCCAAAAGAAUAGGGGAUUUUGA